AUUUCCCGUCGUGCCUCUCGCAGGGCGGAGAGAGGGCGCUUCCUUGUCAAAAUGGCGGCUCCUUUGACUCUACUUUUGAUUGUGGCCGUUACAAUCCGCGCUGCUCUCUUCAGAUCCAGUUUAGCGGACUUAAUUUCAGAGAGAGUGGAAGUGGUGUCUCCGCUGACCGCCUGGAAGAGAGUGGUUGAAGGUUUGGCUCUGCUUGACUUAGGAGUCUCACCGUACUCUGGAGAUGUUUUCCAUGAGACUCCUCUCAUCAUUUACCUCUUUCACUUUUUGGUGGACUAUGCAGAAAUAACAUUUAUGUUAGCCGAUGUAAUCACUGCUGUGGCGCUCUACAUCGCGGUGAAGGAAUACAACAAACAAGUGUUCAGGAAACAGAAAUAUGCGUUGGAGGCAGACCGUUACCCCCACGACUGUCACGAGCUCAUCAGAAGCCCCAAAGAAAUGUUCUACAUCCCUCUGAAAGUCGCCAUGUUUUACCUAUUGAACCCGUUCACCAUCCUGUCCUGCGUCGCCAAGUCCACCUGCGGUCUGAACAACGCCGUCAUCGCCACCUUCAUCCUUUCUACAAUAAAGGGAAAUGUUUUGCUGAGUGCCAUAUUUUUGGCUUUGGCCACAUAUCAGUCCAUCUAUCCGCUGACUCUCUGCGCUCCAGCUCUGCUGUAUUUGAUGCAGCGUCAGUACAUCCCGGUGAACUUCCGGCGGGUCAGCUUCUGGUGGUUCAUCGCGCAGUAUGCCUUCAUGUACCUCGGCAGCCUCUUCGUCAUCAUCUGCCUCUCCUUUUUCCUGCUGGGCUCCUGGGACUACCUGCCCUCCGUCUACGGCUUCAUUCUCUCAGUACCGGACCUGACCCCGAACAUCGGCCUCUUCUGGUAUUUCUUCGCCGAGAUGUUCGAACACUUCCGCCUCUUCUUCCUCUGCGUCUUCCAGAUCAACGUCUUCUUCUACACCAUCCCUCUGUCCGUCAAACUCAAGGAGCAUCCAGUGUUUCUGAUCUUCAUGCAGUUAGCUGUGAUCUCCAUCUUUAAGUCGUAUCCCACUGUGGGCGACAUCGCUCUCUACCUGGCCUUCCUGCCUGUGUGGAGUCACCUGCACAGAUUCUUGAGGAACAUCUUCCUGGUGUCUUGUGUCCUGCUGGCCUGUUCGGCUCUGUUCCCUGUUCUCUGGCACCUCUGGAUCUACGCCGGCAGCGCCAACUCCAACUUUUACUACGCCAUAACGCUGCUGUUCAACGUGGCACAGAUUCUGCUGGUGUCGGAUUAUUUCUACGCCUUCUUGAGGAGAGAACACCAUCUCACCUACGGACUAUACCUGAAGAGGAAAGACGGCUCCGAGGCUACACUAGUUCUUAAAUAAAACACACACACACACACACAGCUACACACACACACACACACACACAAACACACUAAUACACAAACCACCUGGCUGGCCGCCUCCACCAGGAAGGGAGAAACUGCUCAAGGUCUCAGUUAUCCUCAAAGGGAACAAACACAAACUGAGGAGGAUAAAAGACUCCAGAGGCCACACUGCCUGGUACCACAAGUCACAACAUACUACACGACAGACAGAUGUUGGAUGUAGAAAUCCUGGCUCCUGCCAAACGACUAAAACAUCCUUUCUCCUCCUUUCUCUUUGUCUUCUGGAGCGCUCUAACUCCGACGCCUCACUCCACCCGGAGCCUGUUGUGACACUCUGUUCAUCCUGCAGCUCCCUCCUGGACAGCUUUUAUUUUGAAGCACCAUCACUCAUGCAGAUUUUUCUUUUUUCGUUUGUUUGUUUUUCUGGAAGGAAACUUCAGCUGCAGUGGGUUUUAUUUUAAACCUUGGUUCCUCUUUAAACACCAAAAAAAAAACCCACCAAAAAUGUAGGAAAACCUCCAUUGAUUGAUUAUUCCUGAUAUCCAGAUGAUUAUAUUUAUGUCCUUUUAUUGUGGGGAAAAAGAAGAAGAAACCCUUUGUGUUUGGAAGCCUAAAAAUAUCAGUUUGUCUCUCUCUCUCUUUUUCACCACUUUCUUACUGUUUGCUUUUCAUCCUUUUGUUAACUUCUCUAUUAAUUAACUUGUGACGUGUGAUCAGUGUUUCAUCUCAACGCUUCACCUCAUCGUGGUUCAUAAACCUUAACACCUGCCUACAAACAAACAAAGUUAAGGAUGAGAUACAGAAAUGACUAAAGCUCAGACAGCUCCGUUAACAGCCUGAUGAUGAUGAUGAUGAUGAUGAUGAAGAAGAAGAAGAAGAAGAGGAAAGUCUGACUAAGACAACAGUGAACGUGUUUUAACAACUGAAGGUUCAGGAUGUGUGAAGAGCAGAAACAGAAGUUUUCCUCUUGUCAAAAUCACAGUUUCAUAAUUAAGAUUAAUAAAUAGACAAAAUUCCAGCCAGUUAACAAAGUUCGGGCCAACGAAUGAAUCUGGAAACGGUUAAAGUUUCAUAUUUUGCUCAAUUUCUGCAUGUAAAAUCAAGUUUAUUUAAUGAAGUCAUGGUUGAAUUUAACAUUUAAAAUGAUUGUUAGUGACGUCAGAGUCUUGAAAGCUGACGGUAUUUUUAAGUUGGAAGUUUGUAUCUUCCAUUUCCUCUAACGUGACAUGAACAAACAUCAUAAGCAUGCAUGAUUUUCAAUUAUUCCCCCCAUUAAAUGACUUUUUUACACAAUCAGGAAACCAAGACUGUAGUCAAGGAUGUCCAUGACAUGCUAAUGAUAUUUUUGCCUUUUCUUAGAAGCUACUGACAUAAAGAACUGUGCAAAAGUUUUAGACACUUAGUUUUUAUUCAUCAAUUAACUUGAUACAAAGUUGAUCAAACAGCAGAAACCUAAAGAAAAUCAGUAUUUGUUGUGAGCAGCUUGGCAGCAGUUCUCCUCCGUAAACCUGCACACAGUGUUUCAGGUUCUCGGCAGGUCGGAUGUUUUCCUGCCACAGUUCUUCUUCUGUCUCUUCCUGUUAAUCCCAGACUGACUCCAUGAUGUUGAGAACAGAGACUCCUUGUUCUUCUCGUUGAUGAAGGUCGUUCUUCAUGACCUCGGCUGGAUGUUUGGGCUUGUUGUCGUGCUGCAGAAUAAAUUUGAGACUGAUCCUCAGAUUCUCCAUCAGAUGAAGAAGAAUCUAAACAUCUAAAGUGCCUGAAACUUUUGCACAGUUCUGUAUAUCUACUUAAAAAAUGAUUUAAUUCACAUCCUUAAAAUAAGCCUUAAACAGCCUCAGAUGGUGAUAUUAAGAUUGAUCUUUUGUUGAAUAUUUUUACUUUAUAUUAAAAUAUGAAUGAAUGAAAAUAUGAAUUAAAAUAUUAAGUCCGCAGGUAAAUGUUUUUGUUUUUGGCCUCCGUAUGAAAAUAAUUUAAGCAACAACAGAAGUUUUAUUGAAGGUAUUUAGAGAUCUAUAGAAAAAAAAUAAGUUUCUUUAUUUGUAGACAAACAAUAAAAUAAAACAAACACAGAUCAGUCUGUUCAGUUGCUUUCUCACGUGAUUUUUUUUUUUUUUUUAAACCCCUCGUCUGUUUGGGCUGAAGGUCGAUUUUGAUACCAAUGAGUCGAAGGUAAUUUGUGAUAUUUAUUUAUUUGCUGCACUGAAAACUUUGCAAAGAGAUUUAAUUUUUCUUUUUUUUUUUGGUUUCAUUAAAAAAGGAGGAGCUCUUAUGUUGUUUUGAUACUGUAUAUAUAUAUGAAUGUUUUGUUUUAUUACAGAUAUUAAAAUGCUGUGUCUGAGAGGGGCUGAUGUUCAAGCUGAUGAAUGAAUGAGUGAACAUGUCAUAAAUGAUUAUUAUUAAACUGGAGGUGUUGGUUUA
Messenger RNA from Thunnus maccoyii (southern bluefin tuna), 3785 nucleotides. RefSeq names its product phosphatidylinositol glycan anchor biosynthesis, class U (gene pigu). Gene Ontology annotation, cellular component: GPI-anchor transamidase complex; membrane. Gene Ontology annotation, biological process: attachment of GPI anchor to protein; protein localization to cell surface. The record is from RefSeq and is a predicted model, not a curated record. The transcript has 12 exons. Bases 52 to 1359 code for a protein of 435 amino acids. Lineage: Eukaryota; Metazoa; Chordata; Actinopteri; Scombriformes; Scombridae.